AACGUUUUCGGAUGGAUUUUGUUUGCCUUUCUUGACAAGAAAACUAUAACUAUUUGAUUAUAGUUUAUCAAAGGUAACUUGCCAGCGACAUGAGAAGUAUGUUCAUUGUUUUCAUGUGGACUAACUUACUGGAUGAUUUUAUUCAUUUCUUAUAGCUUCACUCAAAUAAUUCUCCCUAUAUUUUUGGGUAAUUCAUUUCAUCCAAUAGUUGAUAGUUGCUUCAUUAUUACAAAAAUUGAUCAGACCAGGAAAAGAGAUCUGACGAUAGUUUUUUCGUUAUUACGAAAAAUUCAUCAGAGAGAAAAAUAAAUCUUAUCUGAUAGUUUGUUCUUUUUCCCCAUUAUCUGAGAAAAGUUCUCCCUAGAUUGCGGAUGCAAUCGUGGCAUGAGAUUGUUAAGAGUAAAGACAUGCAUAUGGGUACUAUGUAGAGUAUUCAAAGAGGUCAUCUUCAUGAAACUAGCAGAGGAUAGACAUUAGGAAAAAUGAGAGAUGAGAGAACCAACGUCCUGGUUGCCUCGGCCCUCUCCGGACCGCCGGCCUUCGCUGCUGCCGCUGGCCACUACGACCUCCAGAAGGACCUCUUCAUAACGCAGAGCCUCGGCGAGCCUCAGGGCGACGGCUCAUCGAUGUACAGGGUGACGGUGACGAACCAGUGCGCCGGCGACGAACGCACGGGCAAGCCCUGCGUCAUCUCCAGGAUCCGCCUGCAGUGCGGCAACUUCCGCUCCGUCAUCCCCGUCGACCCCAAGGUGCUCCGCGUCGUAGUCCUCGGCGUCUGCCUCCUCAACGCUGCCACUACAUCCCGCAGGACCGCAACGUCUCCUUCGUCUACACCAGCUACCUGCGAGAAAACCUCUAUGUCCUCUCCGCCGUGUGCAGCCUCGGACGUUGAUUUCGCUUUUGUUUUACUCAACUGGCGCGUGUAUGUCAUCUUUAGAGUUUAGACACCGGUAUGAAAUUUUGGUAGGAUCGAUCAGAGGAUGUUUAGAUGUGCCCGAAGAGAUGUCGUUCAUGUGGACUUAGCACAGGCGUGGUAUUUACUUUAGUUGUUUCACUCUUUUUAAUAUGUAUAAAGCAUUGUGUGUAUUUGAAAAAAAAGCUUUAGUAGUUUCGUCACUGUGUUUAA
This is a messenger RNA of Triticum urartu, 1126 nucleotides long. The record is from RefSeq and is a predicted model, not a curated record. NCBI's taxonomy places the organism in Eukaryota, Viridiplantae, Streptophyta, Magnoliopsida, Poales, Poaceae.